CCCCAGCGGAUGAAUGAAGCGGCGCGUGGCUGCCGGGGAGGUCAGAGCGUGGAGCGCAGCGCUGCGCGGCGGCCGAGCCGUCGAGACGGGGACGGACACACCAGCCCCUCGGAUACCACUUGGCCACUCCCACUGAGGCUACUCCCACUGCGUGGCUGAAGCCUCGAGGUCACCAGGCGGAGGCUCGGAGAUGCCCCUGCAUCAGCUGGGGGACAAGCCACUCACCUUCCCCAGCCCCAACUCAGCCAUGGAAAACGGGCUUGACCACACCCCACCCAGCAGGAGAGCAUCCCCGGGCACACCCCUGAGCCCCGGCUCCCUCCGCUCCGCUGCCCAUAGCCCCCUGGACACCAGCAAACAGCCCCUCUGCCAGCUCUGGGCCGAGAAGCGUGGCGCCCGGGGGACCCAUGAGGUGCGGUACGUCUCGGCCGGGCAGAGCGUGGCGUGCGGCUGGUGGGCCUUCGCACCCCCGUGCCUGCAGGUCCUCAACACGCCCAAGGGCAUCCUGUUCUUCCUGUGUGCAGCUGCAUUCCUGCAGGGGAUGACUGUGAAUGGCUUCAUCAACACAGUCAUCACCUCCCUGGAGCGCCGCUAUGACCUGCACAGCUACCAGAGCGGGCUCAUCGCCAGCUCCUACGACAUCGCCGCCUGCCUCUGCCUCACCUUCGUCAGCUACUUCGGGGGCUCGGGGCACAAGCCGCGCUGGCUGGGCUGGGGCGUGCUGCUCAUGGGCACGGGGUCGCUGGUGUUCGCACUGCCCCACUUCACGGCUGGCCGCUAUGAGGUGGAGUUGGACGCGGGUGUCAGGACGUGCCCUGCUAACCCCAGCGCGGCGUGUGCGGACAGUACCUCGGGCCUGUCCCGCUACCAGCUGGUCUUCAUGCUGGGCCAGUUCCUGCAUGGCGUGGGUGCCACACCCCUCUACACGCUGGGCGUCACCUACCUGGAUGAGAACGUCAAGUCCAGCUGCUCGCCCGUCUACAUUGCUGUCUUCUACACCGCGGCCAUCCUGGGCCCCGCUGCCGGCUACCUGAUCGGAGGUGCCCUGCUGAACAUCUACACGGAAAUGGGCCGACGGACGGAGCUGACCACCGAGAGCCCACUGUGGGUCGGCGCCUGGUGGGUCGGCUUCCUGGGCUCUGGGGCCGCUGCCUUCUUCACCGCCGUUCCCAUCCUUGGUUACCCUCGGCAGCUGCCAGGCUCCCAGCGCUACGCGGUCAUGAGAGCGGCAGAAAUGCACCAGUUGAAGGACAGCAGCCAUGGGGAGGCGAGCAACCCGGACUUUGGGAAAACCAUCAGAGACCUGCCUCUCUCCAUCUGGCUUCUCCUGAAGAACCCCACGUUCAUCCUGCUCUGCCUGGCUGGGGCCACUGAGGCCACACUCAUCACCGGCAUGUCCACGUUCAGCCCCAAGUUCUUGGAGUCCCAGUUCAGCCUGAGUGCCUCAGAAGCUGCCACCUUGUUUGGGUACCUGGUGGUGCCAGCGGGUGGUGGCGGCACCUUCCUGGGCGGCUUCUUUGUGAACAAGCUCAGGCUCCGGGGCUCCGCGGUCAUCAAGUUCUGCCUGUUCUGCACCGUUGUCAGCCUGCUGGGCAUCCUCGUCUUCUCCCUGCACUGCCCCAGUGUGCCCAUGGCGGGCGUCACAGCCAGCUACGGCGGGAGCCUCCUGCCCGAAGGCCACCUGAACCUAACGGCUCCCUGCAACGCUGCCUGCAGCUGCCAGCCAGAACACUACAGCCCUGUGUGUGGCUCGGACGGCCUCAUGUACUUCUCACUGUGCCAUGCAGGGUGCCCUGCAGCCACGGAGACGAAUGUGGAUGGCCAGAAGGUGUACCGAGACUGUAGCUGUGUCCCUCAGAAUCUUUCCUCUGGUUUUGGCCAUGCCACUGCAGGGAAAUGCACUUCAACUUGUCAGAGAAAGCCCCUCCUUCUGGUUUUCAUAUUCGUUGUAAUUUUCUUUACAUUCCUCAGCAGCAUUCCUGCACUAACGGCAACUCUACGAUGUGUCCGUGACCCUCAGAGAUCCUUUGCCCUGGGAAUCCAGUGGAUCGUAGUUAGAAUACUAGGGGGCAUCCCGGGGCCCAUCGCCUUCGGCUGGGUGAUCGACAAGGCCUGUCUGCUGUGGCAGGACCAGUGUGGCCAGCAGGGCUCCUGCUUGGUGUACCAGAAUUCGGCUAUGAGCCGCUACAUACUCAUCAUGGGGCUCCUGUACAAGGUCCAUGAAGUUGACCAAACGCCACACAGCCACGGGAGACACAGUGGCCACCCUGGGGCGUCUACACUGAAGGCCAAGGGCAUGUGGAGGAAGAGCCAUCUGAGCCGAGGCCUGGGGAGGAGCCAGCAGGCCAAGGAGGCGGAAGAAACCACGCAGUGGUGUCCAGGGCAGGGCAGGUGCGUCAUCCGGGCGGGAUGCAGAGACACGCCCUUCCACGAACCAUCUGAGGAGCACUUGGCACCCACACAAUGAGCCCGGCAAGGGCCACGCCAGGAAGCAGCGCACGGGGCAGAGCCUCUGAGCCAGAGAGGGGGAGGUCCCUCGGGAGGCCCCUGCCAUCCCCCACUCUGGGUGGGCCUCUCCAGCCAGACUCUGCGCCCCAAGGGCAGGGCUGGGCCUAAGCCACACCUCGGGGUGCACGGGCUGUGGGGGCCGCUUCUGGACACGGAAGGAUGACACCGGCUUCCCUGUACCUCUGCUGGGGCCGCGGGUCCCGUGUCGUCAGCGUGGCCACUAGGCUGCCAGCCUAGCACAGCCUCCAGGGCAGCCAUGGCCCAACCUGCCUUCCUAGCCUCAGGGGUAUCCCUGAGCACAUGGGAGUGCAGGAAAAGGUACCCCAGGGGAUCCCCACUCACCUCCCGGCCACGCCCUACCAGGCACUAGUGCAGCGCUGCAGCCACCCCCGGGCCUUACCCACCCCCACCAGCUUCAUUGCCUUCCAGGUCCCAAGCACCACCAGCUUCAUUGCUUUCCAGGUCCCAGCACCACCAGUUUCAUUGCUUUCCAGGUCCCAGCACCACCAGCUUCAUUGCUUUCCAGGUCCCAGCACCACCAACUUCAUGGCCUUCCAGGCUCUCAGCAGCAUAAGAGACCUACACACACACACACACAUGUGCACACAUACAUAGAAGGGGCUGACUCACACGCCACCCCAUAUGCAAGCCCCAGAAGCUGGGCGUCCACUGAGCAGCAGAGAUAGCCCAUCCCAGAGGGCAAGGAGGAUCCCUGGGGUCCCUACGAGGACACCUCACCCAGGUCCUGCCUGCGGCCCCCCACGAGGCCCCUUUGGGAGGGAGGCUGCCCCCUACACCACUCAGUGCUAGGACUUACCCAUGCACCCCCAGCCCUGUGCAACCCUGCCCGUGCACCAAUGACCCCACUCACCCCUGACCCUGCUCACCCCAACCCCGCUCACCUGUAGCCCCACCAGGUUCUUAAGCAAAAGCUCAGUCUGUGUGCACACAGCAAACACAAUUCUGCCUAUAUUUUCUCGGGGUUUGGGGCUCACAUUGGACACUGGAGGCUCUCUUGAGUGAGUAAGAGCAGCAGCUCAGGCUUUUGAAGGCAAAAUGGAAUGGACGCAGGGCCCAGGAGAUACCAACUGGGUGAGAGCAGGGCUCCAGAGCCAGCAGAUGGCUGGGGUGGGGGAUGCACGCCCCCUGCCACCCGCUCCAGCAAACCCGGUCCCCUGACUUGGGUUGUGUCCAGCAAUGGCUUUCUGGGCUGGAAGGCAGAGCUGCCAGGAGGAAGGAGUCCCUCUGCAAUGUCAGAAGCACCAAACACAGGGGAGACCUAACUUUCAGGGCCUGGGGGAAGCUGGGGUGGCCAGGCUGGUGGGAAGGAGAUAUUAACAUUUUCCGAGAAGCCCUUUAAUUCUUCCAAAUAAACCGAACGAGUACAAACCUCAGCAUGGAAGCACAUCUUUCUAGAAGCUGGAAAAGCAGACUCAUCACAAAAGCUCGAGCAAAGUUAAUUUUCUCUGACAUUUCCUCUUGUGGUCAGUCUUGGAGCCAGCAGGUGGCCGGAGGCGCCCCAUUCUUUCCCAUAAAUGGACGGUCUCUAAGGAAUCAAGUCAGGCCCUCAUCUCCAAACCCUCAUCCCAUUUUUCCCUGGCCUGCACGUGGCCAGCUGUGCCCCGUGCCUCGUAGGCCUGUCCCUGGCUGUGCCCCGCGCCUCAUAGGCCUGUCCCCGGCUGUGCCCCAUGCCUCGCAGGCCUGUCCCCGGCUGUGCCCCAUGCCUCGCAGGCCUGUCCCUAGCCGGCUGUGCUCCGUUCCUCACAGGCCUGACCCUGGCCGGCUGUGCCCCGUUCCUCGCAGGCCUGUCCCCGGAUGUGCCCCGUGCCUCAAAGGCCUGUCCCCGGCUGUGCCCCGUGCCUCGCAGGCCUGUCCCUAGCCGGCUGUGCCCCGUUCCUCGCAGGCCUGACCCUGGCUGGCUGUGCCCCGUUCCUCGCAGGCCUGUCCCCGGCUGUGCCCCGUGCCUCGCAGGCCUGUCCCUUGGGCAGAGUGGCUCCCUCUCUCCAUCAGUCCUUCCUCCAUCACACUGGUGCUCGUGCAGAAGCUGGGGCUCGCAGACAUCACCCUAGGCACUGAGGAUACCAGCUGCCCGAACGGACAGACGGACAGAUGCUCAGCCUCCUCAGGUGCUGGCCCAUGGCCUCCCAGGCUGGAUGAGCAGCAGGUCCCUAAGGGGGACGUGGCAGAGGGGACCCCAGCCCCAGCAGGGCCCAGCAAGCCGGGUGCCCAGCACAGCACUCACCUGAGCAGCCGUCUCCACCCCGCAUUGAGCCCCUCCUGGGGACUGCCCCUUUCCAAAGACGCCCUGGUCACCUUAGAUCCCCAGACCCUCCGGAAGGCGACCGCCAUGCCUUAAUAACGUGCGGGGGCUGAGGCGGAGCCGUAGGGAUCCUGCCAAGCUGCCCGAUUCCUUGUGUUCCUGGCAGGGGGAUCCACAUCAUCCUCACCCCACUCCACGUGUGGGACGGGGCACCCAGGAGUGUCUGGGGCCGAGGAAGGGGGUGGGCCUGAGGGAACCCCGACCUGCAGAAAUAAUCAUGGAAGGGGUGGAGCAGAUGCGGGGGACCCGCGUCCCCACCCUCACCCCCAGGGGCUGAGCCGACGCCUGCAGCCAACGCCUGCACUCCUGUUCACAUGGGCUUCCCUGGCCUCUGCGCCUGCUUUGCGCCUGCGUGGCAGGUGAACGACCCCAGCCCCCUUGCCUGGCGAGUGGGCCUGUCUGUCGUGGAUUCCCCAGCUGCACGGUGCCUCGGGUGCCCGCGAUGGUCCUGGCCCCCUCCCUCGCGUCGGCCACCUCUCUGCUCCAGCGGUGCUUCCUGUGUGUCCUCCCAGUAAACCUCCUGCCCCUGACCCCAGUCUCCCCUCUGUCUCAGGGGCCCACAGGGGGACAGACAACCUCUGGGUGUCCGACGUCUCAUCAAGUCCUUUGAUACUCCAGGGGAGUGGGGUUGACAGUUUUCCAGGGAAGGACGGAGCUCAACAGAGGGUGUCACUUGCACAAGGUCACCACAGGCUCUGACCCCGCAGCCAAGGCAGGCUCUGCAGGAGCCCCGGGAAUCCCAGCCACAGAACAGGAGGGAGCUGCAUGCUCUCACUCCACGCCCGCCCUCCACCGAGCCGCAGGCCAGAGCCCUGGCUGUGCUAUUACUCACUAUUAUCUCAGAUUUACCAUUCAUUUUACCAGGAGAGAAACUGCGAAAGGAAAUUAACAUUUCCAUACUCUGCAGCGAGAUACUUUCAUGGACGCAUUCUGAGAUUUAUUCUUUAAUAAUGGAAAGGAAACACCCUACUGGCUUCCAAUUCGGGGCCUGACAGUUCAUCCUAUUCCAGGCAGAGAAC
Molecule: messenger RNA, 5847 nt
Organism: Gorilla gorilla gorilla (western lowland gorilla)
Lineage: Eukaryota; Metazoa; Chordata; Mammalia; Primates; Hominidae
Gene: SLCO4A1
Product: solute carrier organic anion transporter family member 4A1
Exons: 12
Coding region: 191-2467 (758 amino acids)
Biological process (GO): transmembrane transport; sodium-independent organic anion transport
Cellular component (GO): basolateral plasma membrane
Molecular function (GO): protein binding; thyroid hormone transmembrane transporter activity
Source: RefSeq, a predicted model, not a curated record